CUUUGGUUCCAAGUCCAAAAACGGGCCGGCACGACCCAAUAUUGCUGCGUUCCCGCGUUAAAUUCGCCGGUCACCCUCUCACCGCCCACCGUACGGACUUCACCGUUAUAACCGGUUACCCUGUCGACGCCGAUGAUUCACUGUCAAGAUCACACAUUUCAACAUCGAGAUCGUUAGCGGAGAGCUCCACCUCCAACACAAAAUCUCACGCGCCACCGCACGAAUCCACCGUUUCAUAAAGAACAAAUCUGAAUUGGAUUUGAAUCCUGCUUUCUAGGUCACGAAUUUUAAUGGACCAGCGAAACGGUGGAGAAGAAAAGAAAGUAGAAGCCACGUCGGCGAAGGCGGAUGCGGAGCCGUUGCCGGAGCCGAAGAGCUCGGGUCUGGAGGCGGAUCCGGGACAGAAUCCGGAUCCCGUCGCUGACUUAGGGCCGCAGCCGGAGAAUUCGAGCGAUGCGAAUGAGAACCAUAGCGAGAUUGGGAGUGGAAAAUCGGCGAACGCGGUGAAUAGAUCGAAGAAGUCCGUGAGGUGGAGCCAGGAAUUGGUGUCGGAGUCGCCGAUACCGCAGACGAUGCCUUCCGAUGAACAGGGAUCCAAUCCUUAUGGCGGUUAUUCUUCUGCCUCUGCCAAUAACAAUUCUUCUUCCUCCAAUUUCAAAGAUACAAUGGAGACUGUUAAAGAUGUCCUAGGGAGAUGGAGGAAGAAGGUAGGAGAAGCAACAAAGAAGGCUGAGGAUUUAGCGGAAAACACUUGGCAGCACUUGAAAACGGGGCCAAGUUUCACUGAUGCUGCUUUGGGAAGAAUUGCACAGGGGACAAAAGUUCUUGCUGAAGGUGGCUAUGAAAAGAUAUUUCGCCAAACAUUUGAGACAGUGCCCGAAGAGCAACUUCAAGAUUCAUUUGCUUGUUACUUAUCAACAUCAGCUGGUCCAGUUAUGGGGGUUUUAUACGUCUCUACUGCAAAGCUUGCAUUUUGCAGUGAUAGUCCUCUUUCAUACAAAGUUGGUGACAAGACUGAAUGGAGCUAUUAUAAGGUAGUUAUCCCAUUACAUCAGCUAAAAGCAGUUAACCCUUCAACUAGCAGAUCGAAUCCUGCUGAAAAAUAUAUCCAGGUCAUAUCCGUUGAUACCCAUGAAUUUUGGUUCAUGGGCUUUCUUAACUACAAUGGGUCAGUGCAGUGCCUGCAAGACGCUUUAGAUGCACACAACAUGCAUUCUGUGUGAACCAGCCGGCCUACAACAACUUUGGUACAAAACAUGCUUCGCUGUCUGAAAGAAGUGAAAUUUUGCCAACCUGCAUAUCGUGCCUGACCAAAUAUGUUGGUUAUAACAUUUGUGGAAGGAAGAAUCAUUCUUGUCUUUCUAAAACGGAAUUAUCUGAUAUCAGAGAAGUACAGUUGGAUUCUAUAUAAUUUAUCUGAACCAAUAGCUGCAUUAGUAAGGCAUUACUGUGUUUCCUUAGAACAAUACAAUGGGCAUUUUCCUCAUAUUUUGUCCAUAUUGCUCAACACUUUUGGUCUUCCCCCUUGCCCCUGUUGUGAAGUCUUCUUUGGUUUCCCAAUCAGCAAUUCACUUCUUUUUGUCAUUUUAGGCUC
Molecule: messenger RNA, 1594 nt
Organism: Ipomoea triloba (trilobed morning glory)
Lineage: Eukaryota; Viridiplantae; Streptophyta; Magnoliopsida; Solanales; Convolvulaceae
Product: GLABRA2 expression modulator-like
Exons: 4
Coding region: 291-1223 (310 amino acids)
Source: RefSeq, a predicted model, not a curated record